AUGGGAGUCGGAGCUGACAACAGAAAAAGCGAAAGCAAAUUAACCGUGGGGAAAAUACACCAUGCUCCACCCUGCUCACCUCCUGUUGGUUGGGAGCCUAAACCAGAGUGUGAACCUGUUAUUAAUUACGAGUUAUUGGAAGCGUUGGCUGCUCUAUCUCCUGAUAUGUACCUGUUGUCAGGCUUCUUUGAUAGAAGUUUCUGGGCUGUUCCGCAAGUUGGUCCAAUUUGGUCUGCAAUUCGUCCACUGUUGAACCAACAUUGUUCUCCUGCGACUGGAGCGUGGCCAGUGGUGCCUCGGCCAAUUCCCGUGCCAGAUGCACCAGCUCCUUCACACUCAACCGACACUCUGAAGAGUGCAAUUCAGAAGUCCAAAGGGGAGGGACAGAAAGGAGAGAUUUUGCUGGGGUUCCCGCUGGACAAUCGAGAAAUGCCAAACCACAACUCGGCUGAUGGAGUGCCACCAGUACAGGCACUCCUCCCACGAAAGCUUUGGUCUUCGCAUGACACAAUCGAGCCACAGAAGAAUCAGAUGAGUCACCGUAACACGAAGCUGGCGAAACCGUUCAACCGAAACCAUGGCGCAGACGCACGCUUCUUCAGCGAAAACCAGAUAAUGUUGGUUCACGACUACAGUGGCGGACACCCAGCGUGGAAUCCAGGACACAUUCUCCGCCGGCGCGGCAAAGUGCUCUGCGAGAUUCAAGUUCGCCUAGUCAGGCGCUGCCAAGGCCAGGUAGCCUAUCCCCCAGAAGGUUGGGUCACAUGCCAGUCCAACAACAAGGCGAGCUCUGAUGGACUGAAAAGAUUCUCGCUGAAUAGCAAGAUGAACGUUCAGAGGCUGCACGUUCUGAAGCGUGACUUUGCACUUUGGCCAAGCGCACGCCGGUAUGAUGGUGGUCCGUCUGUUCAACAUGGCUUGUCCUUCGCCUUGGUCUUCAAAGAUGAGGACGAUGUUGUCUGCGUAAUCCAGAUCGACAAGGUUGUCACCCACAACAAUUCAAACACCGGGGUUUUGAGGAACUUCAAGCAGUCGCCUCAUUUCAUCAACGACGAAGUUGAAGAAUAA
Molecule: messenger RNA, 1068 nt
Organism: Opisthorchis viverrini
Lineage: Eukaryota; Metazoa; Platyhelminthes; Trematoda; Opisthorchiida; Opisthorchiidae
Exons: 5
Coding region: 1-1068 (355 amino acids)
Biological process (GO): calcium-mediated signaling
Source: RefSeq, a predicted model, not a curated record